Molecule: messenger RNA, 4088 nt
Organism: Melopsittacus undulatus (budgerigar)
Lineage: Eukaryota; Metazoa; Chordata; Aves; Psittaciformes; Psittaculidae
Gene: ZBTB41
Product: zinc finger and BTB domain containing 41
Exons: 11
Coding region: 190-2904 (904 amino acids)
Molecular function (GO): protein binding
Source: RefSeq, a predicted model, not a curated record
GGAAGCAAGUACGGGAGCGGGGCGCAGAGGCGACUAGCGGCCGAGAGGGGCCCGCGGAGCGCUCGGCGCCGCGCAGAUUAUGAAAUUACUGUUGCAUAUUAUCUCAAGGCCUGGAGCAGAACUAAGUCUUCACAAGAGUUUGUUGCCCAUCACCUAUGAAGCUCCUGAUUUUGAAGUUGCACUUCUGCAAUGAAGAAAAGGAGACGGCUCGCUGCAAAUUUAAAUGAAAAGGUUCACCUUGGCCAUGAGAAAGACACAUCAGAGCAGAUUCUUGUAGUAGACUGUGCACAGAAAAUUGUCUCAAAGGCUGCAGAAAUAGCCCCUGCAGAUCAGGUUGAAUCCUCCAAAGAACUUUCGUCAUCACCAGAGCAAAGAAAGCUCCUAAGCUCAUUGCAGUAUAACAAAAAUCUACUGAAAUACUUAAAUGAUGAUAGACAGAAACAUCCAUCGUUUUGUGAUUUACUCAUUAUUGUAGAAGGGAAAGAAUUUAGUGCUCACAAAGUUGUAGUGGCUGUUGGGAGUAGUUAUUUUCAUGCCUGUUUGAGUAAAAAUCCAAGCACUGAUGUUGUCACGUUAGAUCAUGUAACUCAUUCUGUCUUCCAGCAUUUGCUUGAGUUUCUCUACACCUCAGAGUUUUUUGUGUAUAAAAAUGAAAUCCCGUUAGUGCUGGAAGCAGCAAAAUUUUUAGAUAUCAUAGAUGCAGUGAAGUUGCUAAAUAACGAAAGCGUUUCUAACAUACAGACUGAUGUGGUAACUGAUGUGCCUACACCAGUAGAAACACUUAAUGAACUGACAGGUAAACUGUUAAACAGUCAUCAGUGCACAUUUUGUGGUCGAAGUUUCUGCUACAAGAAGUCCUUAGAAAAUCAUUUGGCUAAAGCUCACAGAUCCUUUUCACUGGAGAGAAAGCAUGGGUUAAAAAUGGUUGAGAAGGCCAGCCUUUCCACUAGGUGUUCCACGAGAAACCGCAAAUACACAGCUAAACCUGAUAACAGUGACGAAAGCGAUGAUGCCUCUGACAGCAAUUUGGAAAAAGUCAGUUCUGACAAGGAAACGUCUGAUAGAAGUGAAUUUGAAGACAGUGAAAGUGAAUGCAAUGCUGAUGAAGAGGGACAGGAAGAGGAAAUGUCAGGUGAAGAUUCAGACUCUGAAGAACAAAGUGAGAAAGAACAGAAUGAUACUGAAGAGGGUUCUGAGGCAGUUGAUUCAAUGAGAAAUAUUCCUGAAGGCUUAGCUCCAGUCAUCAUUCAAAGCAGUAGCAAAAAACUACUACAGUGUCCCAAGUGUGACAAAAAAUUUGAUCGAAUAGGCAAAUAUGAGAGCCAUACACGUGUACAUACGGGUGAGAAGCCUUUUGAGUGUGAUAUAUGCCACCAGCGCUAUUCAACGAAGUCGAACCUGACAGUGCACAGAAAGAAGCACUCCAGUGAUACUGACUUUCAUAAAAAGGAACACAAAUGUCCCUACUGUAAUAAGCUGCAUGCAAGCAAAAAGACUUUAGCAAAGCAUGUGAAGAGGUUUCAUCCAGAGAAUGUAGAAGAAUUUCUGUCUAUCAAAAAGACAAAGAGUGAAGGUUGGAAAUGUGAUAUUUGUAAGAAGUCUUUCACUCGAAGACCUCAUUUAGAAGAGCAUAUGAUCCUUCAUUCUCAGGAUAAACCUUUUAAGUGUACCUACUGCGAAGAGCAUUUUAAAUCCCGAUUUGCAAGACUGAAACAUCAAGAAAAAUUCCAUCUCGGGCCUUUUCCUUGUGAUAUUUGUGGCCGCCAGUUUAAUGAUACAGGAAAUUUGAAACGCCAUGUAGAGUGUACUCAUGGAGGAAAAAGAAAAUGGACAUGUUUCAUCUGUGGAAAAUCUGUUAGGGAGCGAACAACUUUGAAAGAACAUCUGAGAAUUCACAGUGGAGAGAAGCCUCAUCUUUGCAGUAUUUGCGGACAGAGUUUUCGUCAUGGAAGCUCUUACAGACUUCAUCUAAGAGUCCACCAUGAUGACAAGAGAUACGAAUGUGAAGAAUGUGGGAAAACAUUUAUUCGGCAUGAUCACCUGACAAAACACAAAAAAAUACACUCAGGUGAGAAAGCACAUCAGUGUGAAGAAUGUGGAAAAUGUUUUGGCCGUAGAGAUCACCUUACUGUUCAUUAUAAAAGUGUUCAUCUGGGAGAAAAAGUUUGGCAAAAAUACAAAGCAACAUUUCACCAGUGUGAAGUCUGUAAGAAAGUUUUUAAAGGGAAAUCAAGUUUGGAAAUGCAUUUUAGGACACAUUCAGGGGAGAAACCCUACAAAUGUCAAAUCUGUAAUCAGUCUUUUAGAAUUAAGAAGACAUUAACAAAACACAUGGUUAUUCAUUCAGAUGCUAGACCUUUUAAUUGCCAGCACUGCCAUGCAACAUUUAAACGAAAAGACAAGCUGAAGUAUCAUAUUGAUCAUGUUCAUGGAUCAAAGGCUGCAGAAGAGGCAUUGACAUCUUCAGAGGAAAAGCUAGUCUCGUUACCAGUGCAGUACACCUCUGAUGACAAAGUUUACCAAACUGAGGCUAAACAAUAUGUGGAACAGUCCAAAGCAUAUCAGUCAGAAGCCAAAACUUUGCUACAGAAUGUAUCUACAGAAGUAUGUGUACCUGUGACUCUGGUACCAGUUCAGAUGUCUGAUCCGCAAGCUGAUCUAGUACAGCAUACUACUCAGUCACAUGACAUUCUUCCUCCACAACCUGAGCAGACAGAUUAUCAGCGAGCAACAGAUCUGUCAUUUCUAGAGAAAUACACUCUUACUCCACAGCCUGCAAAUAUUGUUCAUCCUGUAAGGCCUGAGCAAAUGUUGGAUCCUAGAGACCAGUCAUAUCUUGGAACUUUACUGGGCCUAGAUACAGCUCCUACUGUACAGAAUAUUUCAAACAAUGAACAUUCAUGAUCAGACCAUAACAUUCCACCCAAUUUACUAAGCCAUUAGCCAGCAGAAGGCUGAUAUGGCAAUUAAGAUUUAUAUUUUAUAUUUUAUUUGGACUCAUGAGUCUUCUGCAUAGUUUUGGAAAACCAGGUUUGUUUACAUGAUAUUUGAACAUUAAGGCACAUUUUGAUGCAUACCGAAAGAGUGGUUUUUUGUGAUUUUAAGAGUUUUUAAAAAUCUUAUAGAUGGUCUUCUAAAAACUGUGUUCUGAAAUAUCUUUAAGCAUAGUGGCUGAAAAAUGUAAUCACAUAUGUGGCUAUUUAAAAAAAUGUUUGCCUUUCUGCAUCUCAUUUUGAGUUAAUGUUUCAAGUGUAAUCAAAAGUAUUCUGAAAGGAUAAGGACUAUAUCAGUUUCCUUAGAAGUUGUAAGGGCAGGCAGGGAUAUAAACCACAAACUUUGUAUUAUGUUUCGCACAGAAAUUAAAAUACAAUUUGACUUGAACCCUCAGGCAUUUUUGGAGGAUUUUAAAAUCUGCUGGAUUCUGGAACCCAGCCAAUGGAUACAGAAACUAGCUUCUUCUGAAAAGUGAUUCAGAUAUUUUAUGCAGACACUAAACGGGGUGUUUGGUGAUCCCCCUACGUAUAAUUAGACUGCCUAAAUUUAGCCUCUUAAGUCUUCCUCCAGCUCUGUAUGUUGAAUAAUUUGGGAAUAUCUAGACAAUUAUAUUGUCUAAUUUUCUACAGUUAGACCUAUACAAUUUUAAUACACAUUUUUUCAUGCUUUAUAACCUAGCUUGUCUUCCAAAGUGUGCCCCACACUCUAACUUUGAAAUGGGGUAUUUGCAAGGUCAUUUUAAUCUAGGAACAGUCAUAAAGGAUUGGCAUGGUUUAUUCUUCUGAGAAUGUAAGUUACACCAGGGUCCCAUAUUAGCAUGCUUAUUUUCAGGUUAUUUGUGAUGGAGAAGAAAUUUUGAAGACUGUUAUUUCCAGAACAGUUCUCAACUUCUAUUGAAAAAAAGAAGGAAAUAAUCAGUACUUACAAAUCUCUUGUGACUUAUUAACAAAAUUGUUUUGUUUCUCACUUUCUUGUACAGUGUUUAUAAAACAAAGUCAAGCUCUUGAUAGUAUUUUAUGUCUUUAAUUAUUUUUAGCUUUUUCUUUACUAAGCAUAAAGGUUUUGUUUUGGUUUUGUUUUGCUUUGGGUUUGUU